Messenger RNA from Penicillium daleae, 2094 nucleotides. RefSeq names its product DUF3292 domain-containing protein. The coding region runs from base 1 to 2094 and encodes 697 amino acids. Lineage: Eukaryota; Fungi; Ascomycota; Eurotiomycetes; Eurotiales; Aspergillaceae. The transcript has 4 exons. The record is from RefSeq and is a predicted model, not a curated record.
AUGUCAAACGACGACGACGAUAUCCCCAUUUGGAACUCCGUCACCACCACGGAUCUCAAAGUCAAUACAGGCGUUGAUAAUACUGAGAAACCCCCGACGCCAGACGGGCCAACAGAUAGCCACGUACUAUCGCAGGUUGAGCAAGAAGACAAAGGCUUGAUUCAAAGAGCGGGAGAGACAACCGACAUCACUGACGUCGGAUGGAACAAUCUCGCGGACCACACUGAGCCUCUGAUUGCUGGCUUGUCAAAUGAGGAUCUAUGGAUGUUGAUUCGACGAUUUGACAAGCAAGUCUAUAAUGUCAAAGCCGUUUCCGAAGCACCCCUUCAGAACCUGGAUUUGACUCGAGCGGAUGAUGAUGAGUUCUCGCCAGAUAAGCUGCGAGCAACUAUUGAACGAUUUUACACCACAAUAUUUGUCAAGCUCACGAGUUUUGUAAAGCACAUUGCGCGGUUACGAUCUUGGAAGGAGACUCGAAGAACGGCAGUCUUCUGCGCAGUCUACUGUAUUGCAUGGCUUCUGGACCUUCUCGUCCCCACAUUUUUCGCUGUCCUGAUCGCCCUGGUCGUGUACCCACCAUGCCGCGCACUCAUGUUCCCACCCGCGCCCAUUGCCUUAGUCGACCAAGAAAAUGGUGGUGUUCAAAAGCCCAAAGCUGGAGUGCUCGGAUCUCAUGACAGUAUAACGGGGGCUCCACAGAAUUUCAAGGGUGAAGCAGCUGAGCAAGAGGCUAGCAACUUGAUUGCAGGUGUUGCUAGCGUUGCCGUAGGUAGCGCGGCCGGGAAACACGACCAAGGGAUACCAGACGAUGCACCUUUAGAAAACUCUGUCCCUGAUGCUACAGAUAUGGUCUCUCACUCUGCAGAUGCUCGGAGCAAAGCACAUGGCCAUGUGCCGUCCGAUCAUCAUGAUAAAACUCGACAGCCUAUGAAGGAAUCCGUUAUGGACGGCGCUAACACGCUGAUGCAAAUCAUUGCCGAUGUCACAGAUGUGUUUGAAAAGUUUGAGAAGUCAGUAUUUGACCUGUAUCACCCUCUUCAUAUCUACUCUUUUGUUGACAAGCCCAGCGCCCUAUCUCCCACGCCACCAUUUCCACGAGUCACACCUCGCUUGCGACUGGCAGCUGUGUUGGUUCCAGCAUGCCUUCUGUCAGCUUGCACCCCUAUCUACUUAUUCUCAAAACUGGCCGGAUUCAGUGUCGGCUUUGCGUUCUUCGGUGAUCCAAUCCUUAGGCGUGGCCUAGCCAUCCUCAACCAGGAUUUCCCUCGUUGGCAGAAGAUCUUCGAAUUGCAAAAGCAACUCAAUAGCUCGCUGCUCAAAGGGAUUCCAACCAAUGUGCAGCUUACUCUGACCCUCUUGCGCAUUGGCGAGGCCAAUGCAUCGCCUUUGCCGCCACCCCCGACCUCCAGAUGCAAACCUCCGUCCCGACCGGCCUCACUCCAUCACGAAGAGCUUACAUUAGGUGCUACCAAUGAAGAAAUUCACCGAGCGGUCACAGCUCAGCCAACUAACCCAUACCAAGGACCACAAUUGUCGCCCGAAACUCCCCACAGGAAGAACUUCGCCUCCAGGAUUGUCAGUUUCUUCCGUGGAACUACUGCAACAGGCGUUGAGAGCAAACAAGUCAUUGAUCGAAUGCGAGCAGUUGUCGGUUCUCACCAUGCCAAGAACCGGGUUGGUGUUUUGCGCCCAAAGGGACGCACUGCAACUCCCGUUGGCCCUGUGGAUUUCGACGCUCGAUACAAGGGAACCCAUGGGGCUGUGGUUAUUGACUCGACACAGGAACCCCCCGUUCUUUACUUCACAACCGACAUUCCGCAGACUGGAGAUCUCUAUGUGGGGAAUCGCAAGAAAGGCUCUGUGUUAUUCUCUGUUCCUGUUACGGAUAUCCGGGAAAUGAGAAAGCUCGGCGGGAUGGGCUGGAAAGGGAAACUUGUCGUCGGGUGGGCGAUUGGUGAGAAGGAGGUUGUUGAUGGUUUGCUUAUCGUGGGCAAGGAUCCCAGGCAAUCAUACCAGUUAACGGCCAUGGGCAUGAGAAAUCAACUGUUCAACCGGUUGAUUGCUAUCGAUGGACAGGUUUGGGCGAGCUUUUGA